AUCUAUGUUUUUAAAACCCCAAGCUGAGCGAGUAGCAACAGACAGUGUAAGCGUUUGAGAGCCUGAACACUCCAAACACUCUACCAGCAUCAACAAAAUGGGACCAAAAAGCAAAACGAAGAAGACGGAUCUUCUACAAACCCUCGGCGACUUCACCAGCAAAGAUAAUUGGGACAAUUUCUUCACCAUCCGCCCCGACUCUUUCGAAUGGUACGCCGAAUGGCCUCACCUAAGGGAUCCACUCAUCUCCCUCCUCCAAACCCUAACUCCUCUUCCGUCGUCUCUUCCUAUCCUCGUCCCCGCUUGCGGCAACUCUCGCCUCUCCGAACACCUCUACGACGCCGGCUACACUUCGAUCACUAACGUUGAUUUCUCCAAAGUUGUUAUUUCCAAUAUGCUCCGAAGUAACAUCCGUGCUCGGCCUCUCAUGCGGUGGCGUGUCAUGGACAUCACCGCCAUGCAGUUUGAAGAUGAGUCUUUCGGUGCUGUUAUUGAUAAAGGUGGAUUGGAUGCAUUGAUGGAGCCAGAGCUUGGUCCUAGUUUGGGAAAUCAGUAUCUCUCUGAGGUCAAGAGAGUUUUAAAGCCUGGGGGAAAGUUUGUGUGCCUUACCUUGGCCGAACCUCAUGUACUCGAUAUACUUUUCUCAAAGUUUCGACUUGGGUGGAAAAUGAGUGUUGAUGCCAUACCUUUGGACCCUUCUAGCAAACUUCAAACAUUUAUGGUGGUUGUGGAGAAGGAGCUGUCGACUACAGUACACCAGAUUACAUCGUUACUUCAUAAUACUUCCCUUCAUUGUAAUUCAAAACAGGCUUUGGGACUUCGUGAGUUUCUUCAAAAUGAGAACCAAGUUCGUGAAAAAUUAUCCAGUAGCUCUGAUAAAUUAUACUCUAUGGAAGAUGUGCAAGAGGAUUUGACAAAAAUUUCCCAAGGUCGGCGGUUGCAACUGACAUUGGGUGGCCAAGGAUGCUCUGUUUUCUCUUAUAGAGCCGUAGUUCUUGACGCUGAAGAACAGUCUGACCCAUUUACAUAUCACUGCGGGGUUUUCAUUGUGCCUAAGAUCCGUGCUCCUGAAUGGCUCUUCUUUUCUGAAGAAGGACAAUGGAUGGUGGUCAGAAGCUCUAAAGCAGCUCGUCUCAUAAUGGUUUUCUUGGACACCAGCCAUACUAAUGCCACCAUGGAUGAGAUUAAGAAGGACUUGUCUCCACUGGUUAAACAAUUGGAACCUAAUGAAAAUGACAGUGGAGCUCAAAUACCUUUCUUGAUGGCAAGUGAUGGGAUCAAGAAGCGAAAUAUUGUUCACCAGACCACAUCUCCAUUAACUGGAUCAAUUAUUGUUGAAGAUGUAGUUUAUGAAAAUGUUGACAGUGAAGUCAGUUGUAUCUUUCCUUCUCAAGAGUUGAUGUUUCGACGCCUUGUAUUUGAAAGAGCUGCAAAUUUGGUCCAGUCUGAAACUUUGCUAAUAGAUGAACAUUCUACAAAAUUGGUUGGUGAGACAGUGAAGAGGAAAGCCAACUCAUCCUCUAAAUCUAAGAAAGGAGCAGAUAACCAGUUGACUGUCUAUCAUGGCUAUGUAGCUAGUUCUUAUCAUUCAGGGAUUAUUUCAGGAUUCACGUUAAUAUCCUCUUACAUGGAAAAUGUUGCAUCAAGUGGGAAAACGGUAAAAGCUGUAAUCAUAGGUCUUGGAGCAGGUUUACUUCCCAUGUUUCUUCACAGUUGUAUCCCUGUUUUGGAAAUCGAGGCAGUAGAGUUAGACCCUGUAGUUGCUCAUAUUGCAAGGGAAUACUUCAGUUUUGUUGAGGAUAAACGCUUAAAGGUGCAUAUAGCUGAUGGGAUUCAAUUUAUUCGAGAGAGUACUAGUUCUGGAGCAAAUGGUAGUUCAACUACUUCUCAUGCAGAAGGUGUAGAAGAUACAAAAGUUGAUAUAAUUAUUGUUGAUGCUGACUCUUCAGACCCAAGCUCUGGACUGGCAUGCCCCGCCCCGGAUUUUCUGGAAGAAUCUUUUCUUGAGACUGUAAAGGAAAAACUUUCAGAGGAAGGUCUCUUUGUUGUCAAUUUGGUGUCGCGGUCCCAAGCCAUCAAGGAAACGGCUCUCUUGAAAAUGAAAAAGGUCUUCAGCCAUGUCUUUUGCCUCCAAUUUGACGAGGAUGUAAAUGAGAUUCAUUUUGCUCUUAAAUCAGAGUCAUGUAUUGAGGAUAACAGCUUUUCGGAAGCAUCUCUCAAACUUGAGAAAUUGUUGAAGUUCAAUCACCCUGAGAUAGGUCAGAAGAUUAUUAAUGCUACAAAGAACAUCAGACGUUUGAAGUGAAGCACAGCUACCCUUCCUACUGAUUGGGAUAACUAUUUUCUGGGAAACUGUUGUCAUCAAGAACUGUUUAGCUCGCCAGAAUAAAAUGUUCCUGAAAAUUAUUUUCAAGAUGUCUGUGUAUAAAUUAUUGUGCCCUGGUUUCGGAAGAUGAAUGUUUAAGUUAUUUUUCUGGAUUUUGCGAGUGUCCUGUGUGUGUUAUUAGCAAGCCUCAAUGUAGUAGUUUUACAUGAAUGUUUCUGAUGGUAGGGAUAUACAAAGGAAAAAUAAACAGUUUUUACUAUGCACGUUUUCAUAUUGUCAAGAAAAAACUAGUCGGAUGAUUUUAAGAUAAUGUUGGUUGGCAUUA
This is a messenger RNA of Vicia villosa (hairy vetch), 2651 nucleotides long. RefSeq lists its product as uncharacterized. Lineage: Eukaryota; Viridiplantae; Streptophyta; Magnoliopsida; Fabales; Fabaceae. The coding region runs from base 98 to 2305 and encodes 735 amino acids. The transcript is spliced from 15 exons. The record is from RefSeq and is a predicted model, not a curated record. Gene Ontology annotation, molecular function: S-adenosylmethionine-dependent methyltransferase activity.